Papilio machaon (common yellow swallowtail) is the source of this 1789-nucleotide messenger RNA. Its product is annotated as 4-coumarate--CoA ligase 1. Gene Ontology annotation, biological process: long-chain fatty acid metabolic process; fatty-acyl-CoA biosynthetic process. The coding region runs from base 124 to 1752 and encodes 542 amino acids. NCBI's taxonomy places the organism in Eukaryota, Metazoa, Arthropoda, Insecta, Lepidoptera, Papilionidae. The transcript is spliced from 9 exons. Gene Ontology annotation, molecular function: long-chain fatty acid-CoA ligase activity. The record is from RefSeq and is a predicted model, not a curated record.
UGAAAUACAUACGUGUCACUACAGGCGGGGAGCGUGCAGGGGGCGCUGCGACACGACUGUUGAUCUGUAUAGUUAUCCAUAUAAAGCAGUAUCAUAUAAAACGUAAUAGAGGACGGUUCAAUAAUGUUGAAAAAUCCUAAAUAUGUGUAUGGAGAGGAAGAUCUAUAUUUACCAGCCCAUUUAAACUUUGGAUCGUUUAUGUUGAAAAAUUUGUGGAUGAAUAAAGACAAAGUAACAUUGACCAAUGGAUCAACACACGAAACGCUCACUUGUGGUGAAAUAGCUCAAGAGGCUAUGAAUCUAGCGGUAUCACUGAGAAACAUUGGUCUUAAAAGAGGAGAAGUGGUAGCAAUUUGUUCAGAAAACAGAAAGGAAUUCUGGGGUACUGUAAUCGGAAUCAUCUGCGCCGGUGGUGUAGUGACUACGCUCAAUCCAGGUUAUAGUAAAGAUGAAUUAAAACAUGUGAUGAAUAUAUCAAAACCAAAAUAUGUUUUUUGUUCACCAAACACCUACGUUACAUGUGGAAAAACACUGAAAUCUGUCAGCAGUGUUAGUAAAAUUAUAUUAUACGGAGAUGUAUACAAUAAAGAAAAUAAUACUCUAUCGUACAAUAAUCUGGCAAAGACAAAUGAAAAGGGAGAAGUUGAAAAGUAUAUUGACUACGAAGAAUUUGAAGUGGUAGAAGUAAACGGACAAAUAGAUACUCUUUUUAUAUUAUAUUCAUCAGGAACUACAGGACUACCUAAAGGAGUUAUGCUAACUCACCUUAAUGUAUUAAUUUCAUGCAGUUUGGAAUCAACAAUGCAAUCAGAUGCAGUAAAUCUUAUAAUAACGCCUUGGUACCAUACAAUGGGACUCAUUGGAACGUUAAGAGGUCUAUCAUCAGCAAUCAACGUUGUAUUCUUACCAAAAUUUGAAAUAGAAUCGUAUCUCAAUACAAUACAACAAUACAAGGUGAAUUUGCUAAUAGUUGUUCCACCUGUGUUGGUCGCUCUUUGCAAAUACCAAUCCAACCAUGACGUCAGUUCUGUUAACGUGAUAUAUUCCGGCGCCGCGCCUCUACAUGGAGAUACUAUAAAAGAUGUUCAUAAAAGAUUUCCAAAGCUACAAUCAGUAUUGCAAGGAUAUGGGAUGACUGAAGUGACGCUAGCAGUAGCGCGGGACGUUCAAAGUAAAGCUCAUUUGGCCAAGCCUGGUGGGGUUGGAUUCAUAGUUAAGAAUACUGUUAUUAAGGUAGUAGACAUACAUACAAGAGAACCUUUAGGACCAAACCAACCCGGCGAGAUUUGUGCGAAAGGUGUUAUUGUAAUGAAAGGUUACGUAGGCAAAAGUAAAGAAGAUGAUUUUGACGACGAAGGUUUCUUUAAAACAGGCGACAUUGGUUACUACGAUGAAAACAAAUAUUUCUUUAUUGUUGAUCGACUCAAGGAACUUAUCAAAUACAAAGCUUAUCAGGUGCCACCAAUGGAAUUGGAAGCAGUACUGCUACAGCACCCUGCAGUGCGUGACGCGGGCGUAGUUGGCCUGCCGCAUGCAUCGGCGGGUGAGGUGCCUCUAGCAUUUGUUGUUCUGCAACCCAACGCCAACGCGACGGAAAAGGAACUCCAGCAAUUUGUAGCUGAUAGAUUGUCAAAUCCAAAACAUUUACGUGGCGGAGUGCGAUUCGUGGAGGAGAUUCCUAAAAAUCCAAGUGGAAAGAUAUUAAGGAAACGCUUGCGAGAGAUGAUCAAGAAUAGAAAGAGUAAACUUUGAAUCGCAGAGAAGAAUUAACUGACUCCAAAUUUUUAAA